UUGAGGGUAUCCCCCCUCACCCAGAGACUGUCAGAGACCAUGUCCAACAGCAAUGACAGCUGCAACCUCCCCCUGAACACCGACACACUUGGUCUCACCUACAUCUACAGCCUGGCCUUCUCACUGGGUCUCCCUUGCAACCUGCUGUCUCUCUGGGGACUGUACCAACUGGGCCGGUCCGGCGGGGGUGGCUGUCAGCUGGUCUAUAUCCUCAACCUGCUGCUCUCUGACCUCCUCCAGCUCCUCACCCUCCCUCUCUGGAUCCUCUAUCUCCAGGGGGCGCACCGCUGGCCCUACGGCCGCCCCGCCUGCGAGUUCGUGGGCUAUGUCUUCUACGUCAACGUCUACGCUAGCGUGGUGUUCCUCUGUAUCAUCGCAUUGGACCGUUGCCUGGCGAUAGUACACCCGUUGAGUAGUCGUGGCGUUCGGACCGUGCGGGUGGCGGCGGUAUUGGGGGUGGCGGUCUGGACACUGACCUUUCUGUUCUGUUUGGGCGGGCUUCUUCCGUCAGUGUUUGAUGCGGAGAGGCUGUUGUGUCUGGAGCAGUACCCCGUCAGCCUCAGAUAUGCUCACUUUAAGAUUGCUACGGUUGUCAUGGGGUUCCUGCUGCCCUGUGGUAUACUGGGCUACACUUCCGCCCGCAUAGGAGUGACUCUCCAUCACUCGCCAUCCGUCUCCGACCAGGGUCGUCACAAAAUCACAGGCAUCCUCAUCGUCAUCACCGUCAUCUUCAUCGUCGUCUUUGGACCCUACCACCUCAUCGGGGGGUACCGUUUCGUCUCCUUGCUCCUCACAGAUGACCCCUGUGAGUUGGAGCGGUCCAUUUUCCUGUGUUACCGGCUGUGCUAUGGCCUGACGAGCCUCAACACCCUGCUGGACCCUCUGUUCUACAUCUUCCUGUGUCAUGACGCCCGUCUGGAGCUCCGCAGGUCACUGACGCCCUGUCUGGGACAGGGGCACACAGCCCCCAAACAAGUCAGACUAAGUCUCAGAGGGAAUCCUGAUCAGAGUGACAGUGUGUAGAGAGACUGGAUUGGACACGUUUUUGAAUUUCCUGUUCCUUUGAUUCUGAGGAAGAAGAAUCUGGAUAAACUCUAUUAUGUUACCCGUUUCUUGUUCUUUGAUGGUCUUGAAGUCGAGAGGAGAGGACACAUUUUGUGGCGACACCAGCCAUACACUACAAUGCAGUGUUUUCAUAGACUUGCUCAAGGAACUGACUCCACUGGUUUGGCUGCUGAGAAUUGGUGAUGGGAAAAAAGCAGCGAUUGUGCCACCUAGUGGGGAGAGCAUGUAUGCUGUUGGCUGAAAUUGGAAAGGGUACUCCAUCUGCUUCACCUUUCUGCUGACAGUCAUCUCUAACUUAUAAUGCACUGCAAUAGCUGCCUCAGUUUAUACAGCCAUAUGAAUGACUAUCCGUGGAUAUCAACAAUAAUGUCAAAUGUGUCUUGAUUACUUGCUUAUUGCAGUAAAUAAAGUCAUUUUAAAU
Messenger RNA from Oncorhynchus mykiss (rainbow trout), 1486 nucleotides. Its product is annotated as G protein-coupled receptor 4. The record is from RefSeq and is a predicted model, not a curated record. Gene Ontology annotation, biological process: G protein-coupled receptor signaling pathway. Gene Ontology annotation, cellular component: membrane. Lineage: Eukaryota; Metazoa; Chordata; Actinopteri; Salmoniformes; Salmonidae. Gene Ontology annotation, molecular function: G protein-coupled receptor activity.